Molecule: messenger RNA, 1002 nt
Organism: Anopheles marshallii
Lineage: Eukaryota; Metazoa; Arthropoda; Insecta; Diptera; Culicidae
Exons: 1
Coding region: 1-1002 (333 amino acids)
Source: RefSeq, a predicted model, not a curated record
AUGGUGGAAUCUAUCCCUGCGCAACAGCUGUUAGGAAAUUCAUAUGCCCGGGAACUGUUCUUCCGCCAUACCAAUACCAUGGAAGUGUUGGCACAAAUGCUUCCCCAAAGUAGUGGUACUACCCGAGAACAUUUUGCGGCCCAGCUGUACGAAGAUUUUAUUACAAAACCGAGACGUCCUAAAGUCCGGAAGUAUAUAGAAGCAAUACGAUUCGAUACGCGCUAUGCGGAAGGCAUGUUUCGCCUUGCUCUAAAAGUGCCAAUCAGUAGCGCACAGGAGCACACAGUCUACCAGCAAAAGCUGACACAAGCAGGUAUCAAAAAGAUGUGCUUCGUCGACAUGAUACAAGACAAUUUAGUUCUGGAACAUAAGGAAAAGGUAGUGAAUGUUUUAAAGGAAAGGUUUGGCGAAAACUGGCCCCUCAAGUUGGGCAAGUUACCAAAGUACAUGUCCACAAGCCAGCGACUACUUGAAGAUGCGGAACGUAGAUUUAUAUGCCGACUAAAGCACCAAUCAUCCCUGAAGGGCGGCUGGUUACUACAGGUACCGGAAGUGGUACAGCAACUAACUCGAGAGUCCAGGAUUCCGAGCGAGCAGCGAAAAAAUUUGAUAUGGGCAACUUUGCGGUUCGAUAAUGACUAUCUAAAUAAGAAAUAUAGCACGGGUGAUUAUAGUAGAUUCCAGAACGACGUGGACAUCGAACCGGAAGAUUGCAUGGAGUGUCAGCCGCAACUAGUACUCCCUGUCGUACAACGUACUCCCUGUCCUAUAAGAGCGGGGUACAUCGCAUACGAAUCUGAUACCUCCUUGAACUCAGCACUCAAUGAGGAUGUUACAAGAGAAACACAUGACUCAAAUAAUCGACCAAUUGAAUUCGUAGCAGUCCAGAAUAAUUUAACUCAACAAAAUGCGCCUCUGAGCCAACAUUCAUCUAUUGCGGAUUCGGAAAUCUUCACACCUUUGGCUACCUCCACACAGAACCAAUCUCAAGCAAUUGAAUAA